Colletotrichum destructivum is the source of this 2501-nucleotide messenger RNA. RefSeq names its product Putative malic oxidoreductase, malic enzyme domain, malic enzyme, NAD-binding protein. Gene Ontology annotation, molecular function: malate dehydrogenase (decarboxylating) (NAD+) activity; NAD binding. Gene Ontology annotation, cellular component: cytosol; mitochondrion. Lineage: Eukaryota; Fungi; Ascomycota; Sordariomycetes; Glomerellales; Glomerellaceae. The record is from RefSeq and is a predicted model, not a curated record. Bases 623 to 2443 code for a protein of 606 amino acids. The transcript is spliced from 5 exons. Gene Ontology annotation, biological process: malate metabolic process; pyruvate metabolic process.
ACUGAUGAAGAAGAAGAACAAUGGCUGCAUGUGAACUGUUGAUGCUGUUUUUUUUCUGGUUGCUCUGAACCUCGUAACAUUCAUCUUCAUUGCACGAUCCGUCAUUCCGCCGGGUGUUGGAGAUCUCGGAGCACUCAGAGAGUCGACACAAUGUUACAUAAGCAACGGAACUCGGUCUGAGCCCGAGACCCAGUUCCCCGGUGGUUCCUUCCUGCGGAUUGGACCGUCUAGCCCGGCAGUACGGCGCUUGACACCUCUUCAGUGUCUCUUUCCGUCUGUCGUUCGUUCUCUCAGCGUUAAAGAACACUGACGUCACUCGGCAGGCGGCGCUUCGCAUCGCUUUAGCAGGCGCUAUCUUACCCAUCCUGCCUUCCAUGUGCGGUUGUACAGCUGUCAUAUACAAGUACAAGUACAUGUACGUAGCCCAGCUUAGCGCUUUCUCUGCCAAGGAAGCGAGACGGACUCCAAUCUUUGGCUUUCCACAUUUGCGUAUCGCGUAUUGCAUCUGCUCGUCGGAUCAUCUCACACACUGAACAUUGCGCAUCUCUUCACCAUCCACUUGUUCUUGAACCUGGUCUAAUAUCAACCGAUACUCAGUGCUCGCUCCGUCUUAUCCCAUGCCAUGGCACCCAACAACAACCACAAGGAGCGAAAGUUCUCCCACCUGCCGCUGAGCACGAGCGGCCCCAUUAGCUGUGCUCUCACCGGCAGCGCCCUGCUCAACACCCCGUACCUCAACAAGGGCACUGCUUUCCCCGAGGAUGAGCGCCGUGAAUUCAACCUCACGGGCUUGUUGCCGCAGAGCGUGCACAAACUCGAGCAGCAGGUGGAACGUGCCUACGACCAGUACAGGAUCCGCCCGGACGAGCUUGCCAAGAACACCUUCCUGACUUCUUUGAAGGAGCAGAACGAGGUAUUGUACUAUCGCCUCUUGCAAGCAAAUCUUCCCGAGAUGUUCAGCAUCGUCUACACGCCCACAGAGGGAGACGCGAUCCAGAAAUUCUCCCAUCUCUUCAGGCGGCCCGACGGCUGCUUUCUCAACAUCAACGACAUUGACCGGGUCUAUCACGAUCUCGCCCAGUGGGGACGCCCAGAGGACAUCGACUACAUCGUCGUCACCGAUGGCGAAGAGAUCCUUGGCAUCGGAGACCAAGGCGUCGGCGGCGUCUUGAUCUCCGUCGCAAAGCUGGUCCUCACAACCGUUUGCGCCGGUAUACAUCCCAACAGAACCCUCCCCGUUGUACUGGACUGCGGUACGGACAAUGAGGGGCUUCUGAACGAUGAUCUAUACCUGGGUCUCCGCCAGAAGCGUGUGCGGGGAGACAAGUACGACCGAUUUGUCGAUGAGUUUGUCAAGGCAUGCAGGAGGCUGUAUCCGCGUGCAUACAUCCAUUUUGAGGACUUUGGUCUUGACAAUGCGAGGAGGAUUCUCGACCGAUACCGCCCUCAUAUCCCGUGCUUCAACGACGAUAUUCAGGGAACCGGCUGCGUGACGCUGGCCGCAAUCAUGGCUGCGUUGCAUGUGAGCAAGCUAAAACUCUCUGACCUGCGCCUGGUCAUCUUUGGUGCGGGGUCGGCCGGCGUUGGGAUCGCAGACCAAGUCCGGGACGCUAUUGCCGCCGAGGGGAACAUCGACAAGAAGGAGGCGGCCAAGCAAAUCUGGCUGGUAGACAGGCCCGGUCUGCUGACCAGCGAAAGCGAGCUGUCUGCCGCUCAGAAGAGCUUUGCGAGAGACUCUUCGGAAUGGAAAGGAAAAGAUAGCUCCCUCCUCGAGGUCGUCAAGACCGUCAAGCCCAACGUCCUUAUCGGGACCUCCACCAAACCCAAAGCAUUCACCGAGGAAGUCGUCCGCGCCAUGGCCGAGGGCGUCGAAAGGCCUAUUAUCCUCCCGCUCUCUAAUCCGACGUACCUGCACGAGGCCGUGCCCAAGGACAUCUACAAAUGGACCGACGGCAAGGCUCUCGUCGCGACGGGGUCGCCGUUUGCGCCUGUCAUUGGUCCUUGGGGCGAGGAGGGCGAGGACAUUGAGAUCGACGUCGCAGAGUGUAACAACUCGGUCGUCUUUCCCGGCAUCGGCCUUGGCUCGGUACUCUCCCGCGCGAGUCUGGUCACGGACAAGAUGCUGGUGGCGGCAGUCGAGGGCGUUGCGUCGUUGAGUCCGGCACUUGAGGAUCAGCGGGCACCUCUACUACCCGGGGUCGAAGAUGUCUGGGACGUCAGCGUAAGGAUCGCGAGGAAUGUGAUCAAGGCUGCUGUCGAGGAGGGCGUGGCGACAGAGGAGGACAUCCCCGACAAUGACGAGGACCUGGACGAGUGGAUUCGCGAGCAGAUGUGGUAUCCCAAGUAUCGGCCACUGAAGCUCGUUGCGUUGAACGAGGCGAGUAGGGAAGCCAAGGGGGAGAUGAAGGUCGCAGGCAGCUUGGCCAAGGUGGGGAACUGGUAGAGGCUUUGGUAAUGUAAACGGUGCAACCCCUAGUGCUUCAUUAUGUAAAUGUUUAAAU